CAACAUUUCGUAGUCGAGUCCUGGUAGUACAACACAAACCAUGCACUCUUCGGUAAAAUAAACAUUCCAAUAUUAGUAUAUAUUUGUUGCUAUCAAUCAUUAGUGGUUGAGUGAGUCUGAGUGGAUAAAAAGUGCGAACCGAACAUGAAGGCUUUCAUUUCGCUGGUAAUCUGUGUGCUGUUUUAUUUUGUGGUCGUGUUUUUCGCUGAGGUGUUCGGUUCAGAGACAAACGAUAAAUAUUCUGUGGUAACUGAACCAUAUGAUCCAAUUUUAGUAAAGUCUGCCAAUUACGCUGUGAAGCCAACUUCGAAAUACGUUCCCAACGGGGUUGAAAUGAAUGAGCACCAGCAUGAAAAAAGAGAGACCAUGACUCAUCCGAGCACGCUUGAAACGCUUCAUUCGGAUCUACGAGGUCGGAAGUUUCCCGUCUAUUUCGAGGAGCCGCGAUACAUUUUUCUGAGGCAACCAGAAUCUCUUCCACAAACCGAGGAUGGUCUUUCCUUCAUUCCUCAACGGGGAAGAAAAUCUGAAUCGGAGGCAUUAUUGGAAAAAAGAGAACUUUCGAUCAGACAGAUGCUCGAAGGUGGCGAUUAUUUCGUGCCCAAUCGUGGCAAAAAACAAAACGGAAACGGUAUCACAAAAAAGAUAAAAUUUGAUGACAUUCUCGGACCGGAUGAUUUCAUUCCGAAUCGUGGAAAGAAGGAACUUGCUGAUUUUUUUGUGUCUUCACUUGGCCGUCGCCAUUCGAUCAAUGAUCUUCAGCCGUUCUUCGCCAAGAAAAGCGUUCUAACAACCAUUCAAAACGACAGUAACAAAGAGCGUGGAGGUAGCGUGCUGUUCUAUCCGACCCGGGGCAAAAAAAGCAUUUUGGAUAGUUUGUCUCAGAAUCAGGACACAUUUUUUUCGUCGCGUGGCAAACGGAAUCCAAUUAUCUGGAGCAUACUGAACGACGAGGAACUGGAUCCGUGGGAUUAUGGGAUGACUGUUGAUGGUAGUUAUGAUACCGUGUCAGCACUUGAUCGCUAUCAAACUAACAAGAUAAUUCAGUAGAGUUGCAUGGACGGCACCACUAUGAAACAAAUUAACGGAGGACUGACGUUUUUCAUGAAUUCAUUAAUAAGCUUGUUGUGAAGAAAUUGUUUUUCUUUUCGUUUCACAAGAUGAUAAAAUAUUCAUAGAGAAGAUAGUUGAUAGAUAUUGAAAUAAAACUUAAAAAUGCAAAUGGACAAAGCUUUGCUGAGAAACCGAACCAUCCCACCCUCCUACUAACUAAGCAUGGUACCGGUAAACAGAGCCCUUGGCUUGUUAUUAUGUAUUUAUCAUCAGAGCUGCUUGUGUAUAUUUUUUCUCAAGCGAACUGACUGAAUGACUGACUGACAUUUCGGCCAUUUAAAGAAAGUUGUUAAUUUGGCCACAAAACUAGCUUUCGUGGCUGAACUUGGGUUGCACUCAUGCCAGGCGUGUGCUGGUGUCUAGGUUAACAGACGGCAACCUUGAACGGCUAAUUCGUUCUGCGAUUGUUGCGCAUUAGUUGUAGGACUGGAAUAUCCAGCCCACUGCCGAUUCUCCGGCAAAUCGUGCUGUGCUCUGGUGGGUUUUGAUAUUUUGUUUCUGAAUCUUUUUCUUUUUUUCGAUGGGUUUUUGUGCUUUACACCGGCGGGUACCGCUAACUUGCUGGCUAAUGGCCGGGGUUUCUCUUUGGCUGUUUGAAAUUAGGGACACACAUCAUUUGCGAACAAUGAUACGUUCGCUCAAGCUGUGAAUGCCGAUUUCACGAACGUCUUCUCCGAUUACGACGCGGCAAUGAUCACCUCAAAAGGUGUAUUCGCAGAAUCAUUAAUAUUUAAUUAGCAUUAUUCGACUAUCACAGGCAGAUCUACAAAAUGAUAGGGAUGGCAGUAGUUCCAACUAGGUAGAUUAGAUUAUGAAAACACAGAAAAUAGUUACGGGUGAGAAAUGUGACUAAGAGUAUUUUGAUUUGAAUUCCAUUCAUAUUUGCAUUCAUAUUUGAGCACUGACAUCAUUUUUUGGAAUCGGCAAAAUUUAGUGUAGCACGAAGCGCAUUUGGUCAAGGUUUCGAAAAUGGCAACCACGGGGAUUUUUUUAUCAUUUUUGCGCCUUGUUUUUUCGCGGGUAUAUAUCCUCUAAUAUUGAACAAUACGAAUGACGAACCCGAAAAAUACUCCAUGCCUGUCAUCUAUUAAAUCUUGUCGAUGCUUUUUGUACGACCUGAAAAUGACUAAAAGACCGUAAGGAGGUGGAAAGGUAAAUAAAAUCCAUAUUUUCAACUGGAACCACAUUUUUCGGUCGUAGUCUUAUUUCAAUUAGAUAAUACAGCUCUAAAAUUUGAGACAAAAAUGGAUUAAUGCUUUUUAAUUGUGAAGUAAUGGGAAACAACUUCUAUUGUAACAAAUCGAAAAUUCGAAUCAGUUUUUUGAACCAUACCAACAGCUUGCAUGUCUAACCUGUAUUUUGUUUACUACUUUGAGUCUUCUCUUUGAAACAGUAUUGUUAAAACCUUAUAUUUUCAUUAUUUUUUUUUUUUGGAAAACAAUUGAACUUAUGUAAAGGGAUAGAUAUUUUCUGCUGAAGAGCAAUUUCUUCAAGCUUGAUCCAACCCAAUAAUAUUCCAAAAAGAUUUUUUUUGCAAAAAACAAAAAAUGUUAAAAAAAUGCAAUUAAAAAAACUGUCUCAUGCGUUUUUUUGUUAACGCGAGCCUAACAAUAGAGGAAAUUCUAAUUGCAUUAUGAAUAAACUAUCAGUAAAAAGUAUAGUAUAGUAGUAGUAAAGUAUAUGCUUUUAAAUUUCAUAGGUUUUGCCAGACAUAUGUAUAAUUUUAUAUACAAUGUGAUACUAACUGUCAUUUCAAAGCAAAAUGCUCUUAAGAAAAAUCUUCCAAAAUAUUUUAAUUCUCUUGGAACAAAAAUAUAUAGUAGUUAUUCCCAACUGAAUGGCUGGCGUCCAAAAACGGCUAACCCACAUGUUUUCCCAAAUUUACAUUUUUGCAUUUUUAAUACAUUAUAAGUAAUCUAUGUAAAGUGUCAUUUGAGAAAUUUGAAAUAAUUAAUAGCUGACAAAGUUAACCUUGGAGGUAACCCCAGUACUAGCUGGCGUCCAAAAGGGGCUAAUCCCACAUUGUGUUGUAUGGAAAUUAAAGUUUUCUCGUACGUUUUCCGAGGUAUUAAGAAAAAGUAGUCAAUCGAUUCGCCAUCAGUAAAUGUUAUGU
Molecule: messenger RNA, 3226 nt
Organism: Topomyia yanbarensis
Lineage: Eukaryota; Metazoa; Arthropoda; Insecta; Diptera; Culicidae
Exons: 2
Coding region: 145-1050 (301 amino acids)
Source: RefSeq, a predicted model, not a curated record